Molecule: messenger RNA, 2076 nt
Organism: Prorocentrum cordatum
Lineage: Eukaryota; Dinophyceae; Prorocentrales; Prorocentraceae
Source: the annotation of a GenBank genome assembly
CCAGGGCGGCGGCGGCGCGCGCGGACCCGACGGAUCGCCCCCGCCGCCCGCGGGGAGCCCCGCCGCGAGCGCGUCCGUGCGCGAUGCCGCUCCUGCCCGCGGGCGCCCUCGCCGGGGGCAGGAGCAUUGCCCCGAUGGGCUCUAAGAGGAUCAGCUGGUUCCUCUCCCCGCGCGCGCGGCCGCACCGGGAGCCGGGGCCCGUUGGCGACCAGACCGGUCGGCACGCCGAUCAGCGGCCGUUGGGGGGCGCCAACGGCGCGUCUUUGCCGCCCCUGCGCGGCAGCGUGGGCGCGGCGGGGCGCCAAGACGCGUCAUCGCUGUCCGCGGGGCCCGCGCUGGAGCGUGGCAUCGGGAAGGUGCAUUUCGGCGGCGUGGAGUCGGUGUGCGAGAUAUCGCCCAUCUCCAGCGCUUCCUCGCAGGCUGCCUGGUCGUGGCAGCCGAGCUCUCAGUCGCUGAGCUUCAUGUCAGCAGCCUCCCUCGCCCUCGCCGUUCAAAGGCCAGGAGGCGGAGAAGGGGCGGGGCGGGGCAGAAUUGGAGGAUUCGCUACGGCCGCCUCAUUCUCCACAAUCGCCGGUUGGGCACGCCGACUCGAGCAGCCCCUUCUUCGGAGGCUGCCUGAAGACGGCGCUGGCUGGCGAUCGAUCCAGGCUACGCGACCAGGGCUGCGCGGCCAGUCCGAGGGUACUGAGCAUCUGAGCGUCCGCGCCUCGGGCUGGACGGCCUCGCCGUGUGCGCUGGUUCGAGAGGCAGUUCACCAGGCAGCGCUGCGAAGCACUCAGCGCCCUGGUGGUAUCGAGGACUCCUGUGGCCCGCCACCGCUAGGAUCGGAGACGCUUCACGGAAUUCACGAGGAGGCAUCAGCAACGCGUUUGCCAUUGUCGCGGCCACCUUGCCGCCCACUGUGCCGGCCAUGUCGGGCACAUCGUAGCAUUUUGAUGUGCGGCUCCACUUCCGCAGCCAGAUGGUGCUGGCGAAAGUGGCGAUAAUUUCUGCCCCGCAAGAUGUCUACGCCUGAGCAAGAUCAAGUCAUGCCAGCCGCCUGAACGCGUAGACACGCGCAGAGGCAGCUGGCAUGACUUGGUGGCUGUAUACGUGUAUACGCGUGCGCAGCCACAGCAUUCGUUUUCUUGGCGCCACGAAGGCUCAUGCUUGAUUAUAUAGUUGCUAUGCACGUCCCGUUGAUUCAAAGGCGGCUUGAAACGCGAGCCGUGGCCGUUCACCACGCAGCAGCCGUGGCGCAGGCCUCGGCUCGUCAAAGUCGUCUGCUGUUCUAUCGCUUUGGCCAAGGUCACCCUUUCCCCCACGCUCAUGUCAGCCAGCUCCCGGGAUUUUGGGUGGCAGCUUGCGCCCGUACUGCUCUUAGCUUCAGUUGCUCCGCGCACAGAGAAACUCUACCAGAGCGUAGGGACUUGCCGAACAUGUCGGGCCCGAACCUGGCGUUCUGACAUGGUGACCACCGAAGCUGGUUGGUCUUCGUCGCAUGUGCUGCACCCCACAGGGCCUCUCUGCCGUCGCGGCCCGCUGGAAGACAGACGGGUUCUGUACGGUACGGCUUGCAUGGCGGCGAGUUGCCUCCUUGGACGGGGUUGUUCGUGCUUCUUUAAGUUUCGGUCACCAUGGGCCCCCUGGCGGCGCCAUCAGCGCCGCCCCUGGUGCGCUCCGCGCCAGGGAGGAGGGGGUCCAGCCGAGAGCCAAGAGCUUCCGCUAAUUCGCUUGCAUGGGAUCUUCGUAACAUGUUGGCCUGUUGUUUCUAUGGCGUCAUACGUUUGCCCGAGUGUCAUUUGACGUGCUAGUCAUAUGGCAGUUUUUUUGUGUGAGCCAGGAUGGCGAGACAGUAUUCGCUGGCGAUCUGGUUCCAUCAGCUCGAUGUGAGGGUCAAGAGAACGCACAUUGAUGCCCCAUUUCGGUAGCGAUGUUAGUGCGUCUCUUCGUAAUUGCCCCAUGUCCGUUCGUUCACUACCGAUUGUAGUCACUUCUUGGCAUCUGCCACGGCCGUCAGUCAUCCCAGACCUGUGCGUUGCAUUUGCCUCGCUUCCCUGCUGGGGCGCCCCCUCCGCCAGUUCAUACCCACCUUGU